AUGUGGCGCAACUAUGAAGGAUUCAAGCCUGGUGGUGUUAUUGGGAUGUUUGCUAAGAGUUUCUGGCAACAUGCUGGUUUAGCAUUUGGAGGAUUACUUGAUUAUUAUACAUUUUGUGACAAUACGAAUAAAACAUUAGAAGGAUGGAUCUUAGAUGGGAUGUAUCAUCAAGCAGGCGAGAACUUUGAUUAUGUCGUAGCUAAUCAAUCAAUGACUGAAGGUAAUGAUGAUCAAGGGAUAUGA
This is a messenger RNA of Hemisphaericaspora subhashii, 243 nucleotides long. RefSeq lists its product as uncharacterized. The record is from RefSeq and is a predicted model, not a curated record. Bases 1 to 243 code for a protein of 80 amino acids. The transcript has a single exon. Gene Ontology annotation, biological process: fungal-type cell wall biogenesis; budding cell bud growth; carbohydrate catabolic process. Lineage: Eukaryota; Fungi; Ascomycota; Pichiomycetes; Serinales; Debaryomycetaceae. Gene Ontology annotation, molecular function: mannan endo-1,6-alpha-mannosidase activity.